AUGGGCUCGGUUCCUGUGGGAAACUCCUUGUGGUUUGUCACCUUCAAGGAGGAGUUAGUGGAGUGGACAGAGCUGCUAGACAUUUCAAUGGUGGCUGUAAUUCACAUUCCUGAUGAGAGCUACAGACUUUCCUGCAGAAUAUUAUAUCAGUAUCUGCUUCUAGCUCAAGGUCAAUACCACAAUCUGAAGCAACUCUUCAUGUCUGCAAGUAGUACUGGACUGUCUUCAAGCGAUACAUCCCCUGCUGAGAGAAGUACUGACAGAACCUUGCUGGAAAAGGCCGGACUGGCUGAAGAUGAACCAGAAUUGCAUGAAGAAAACAGUAAAGACUGUGUUAUUUGCCAGAAUGGCACAGUGAACUGGGCCCUCCUACCCUGCAGGCACACGUGCUUGUGUGAUGGCUGCAUCAAGUAUUUUCAGCACUGCCCAAUAUGUAGGCAGUUUGUUCAAGAAUCUUUUCCACUCUGCAGUAAAAAGGAGCAAGAUGAAGAUGAAUCAACCCAUAUCUUGCAAGAUGUUCCUCCUGGAACUGUUUUUUGA
Eurypyga helias (sunbittern) is the source of this 540-nucleotide messenger RNA. RefSeq names its product cell growth regulator with RING finger domain protein 1-like. The record is from RefSeq and is a predicted model, not a curated record. Gene Ontology annotation, biological process: negative regulation of cell growth. Lineage: Eukaryota; Metazoa; Chordata; Aves; Eurypygiformes; Eurypygidae. The coding region runs from base 1 to 540 and encodes 179 amino acids. The transcript is spliced from 3 exons.